Plasmodium vivax (malaria parasite P. vivax) is the source of this 2772-nucleotide messenger RNA. Its product is annotated as DEAD/DEAH box helicase, putative. NCBI's taxonomy places the organism in Eukaryota, Apicomplexa, Aconoidasida, Haemosporida, Plasmodiidae. The record is from RefSeq and is a predicted model, not a curated record. Gene Ontology annotation, cellular component: nucleus. The transcript has a single exon. The coding region runs from base 1 to 2772 and encodes 923 amino acids. Gene Ontology annotation, molecular function: RNA helicase activity; ATP binding; RNA binding.
AUGAAUUACGGUAACAGUAACAUGAACGCUGCCGGUUUUAACGAAGGCGAUGACGACAGAAGCACGUACGUGAGAAACAACUACAUGUCUAACAUGAACGAAUCUCCAUCGUACAACAACCAGGGCAACAACAUGCAGAUGGAGGAAAAUCCAAAUGCACACAUGUUUAACCAAAUGAGAAACAAAAGGGAAGUAAGCAACAAUGUGAUGACCGCCGGUGGAAAUGGAAACCCUGGAAACAGGAACUUUUACGAAGGCAAUGUGAACAGCGAUGGCUACAUGAUGGGAGACGGGGCUGUGAGGAGCCCAGAAAAUGGUAUGACCGGAGCAGGGUAUGUAAACUACUCAGAAAAUGGCAACAACAAUAGCAACAGCACCAACAACAGUAGCAGCAACAACGUGGGUGGAGGAAACCAAGACAGUUAUAAAAAAAAAUUCGGGAAUAGCAACUACCACGAAAAUGCAAGUAACGAGAAGAACCCCGCGGGGAUGUCUCCACACCACCAGCAUAAGAAGGGCGGUGGGGGCGGCGGAAACUUCAUGGAUAGGGGCAACAUGGACAGGGGCAACAUGAAUAAAGGUAAAAUCGAAAACGGAAUGAUCUCGAGCAACGUGCGCACGAACAGCGCGAACGACCCAAGUAACAACGACAGCAACAACAACAGCAGUAGCAACAAUAACAAUGGCAACAAUAACAAUGGCAAUAGCUACAAUUAUGAGAAGCCGAGAUAUAAGCCGCCCAUGCUGAGGAACCAGCCCAACACGAACAGGAGCAACUUCGGAAGAAUGAAUUACAACAGGGGAUCAGGCGGAGGAGGAAAUCCAGCGUUCGGAAGGAAUUAUAACAUCCCCAAAACUGCAUGGGCGAAUAGAGAUAACAGAAGAUAUUACCCAGAAAAGGAAGAAGAAAUAUAUUCCAAUGUGAAGAGUGAAAAGGGAGUCAAUUUCGACAUGUACGACAGCAUCCCUGUAGAAAUCAAGGGAUACAAUAGCGACAAUAUCAUUCCAAUAGAUAAUUUCGAUGACGUAGGAUUAAAUUUGCAUGAAAUAUUGUUAUCCAAUAUUAAGAAAGUCAAUUACGACAAAACGACCCCCAUACAGAAGUACAGUCUAAGUAUUAUUAUGAACAAGAAUGACCUAAUUGGGGUUGCCCAGACAGGAAGUGGAAAAACGGCCGGAUAUCUUCUACCCAUCAUUAACCAUAUGUUAUUAAAUGACCCACCUAAGCAUACCUUCUAUGAGGAAAAUCAAAAAAGCUCCAGCUAUUAUUACAACCGAGUUUGUUUGCCUAUAUGUUUAAUUCUGGCCCCCACGAGAGAAUUAGCCGUACAAAUUUUUUAUGACUCCAAAAAGUUUUGCUUCGAAACGGGAAUUAAGCCGGUCGUCCUAUACGGUGGUAGCAACAUCAAAACGCAGCUGUCCAACUUGGACAAAGGGGCAGACAUUAUUGUUGCUACUCCAGGAAGAUUAAACGACAUUUUGGAGAAGGGGAAAAUUAGACUCUUCCUCACGUCGUUCUUAGUUCUAGAUGAAGCUGACAGAAUGCUUGAUAUGGGAUUCUCUCCACAGAUAAGAAGCAUCAUGUAUGACUAUGACAUGCCAGGAAAUGAAAACGACUCGCGUAUGAACCCAAACAAAAUGGAAUACAAAAGGUACACCAACGAUGUGGUGAAAAGACAAACCAUCAUGUUUAGUGCCACCUUUAGAAAAGAAAUACAAGUGCUAGCCAAAGAGUAUUUAUUCAAUUAUACAUUUUUACUAGUCGGAAAAGUUGGAAGCACAAAUGAGUAUAUUAAGCAAAAUUUGAUAUACAUAGAGGAAGAGAACAAGUGUAAUUACCUGCUAAAAUUGCUCUCAGAAAAUAACAACGGGUUAACCAUCAUUUUUGUGGAAACGAAGAGAAAGGCAGACAUCAUCGAGCGGUUCCUCAACAACCAAAAGUUAAACGCCGUAUGUAUACAUGGUGACAAGAGUCAAGACGAAAGAGAGAGAGCAUUAAAACUAUUCAAAAGGGGAAUCAAAAAUAUGCUAGUAGCAACAGAUGUAGCUGCUAGAGGUCUGGACAUAUCAAACAUUAAACAUGUCAUCAAUUUUGACCUACCCAGCAAUAUAGACGAUUAUAUUCACCGAAUAGGUAGAACGGGUAGAGCCGGAAAUAUUGGAAUUGCCACAUCCUUUGUCAACGAUGACAAUAGGAAUAUUUUCAAAGACUUGUUAGCAACGUUGGAAGAAUGCAAUCAGGCCAUACCCCGCUGGUUUCUCAAUUUGGUUAUGAGGUACACAGCAAGUGCCAAGUCGAAUCGAAAUUUUAGAUACAGUAAGCCGAGCAAAGGAGGCAAAGGCAACUACUCCAGAUAUAACAACAAUAGUAACUUUGGAUUCAGCCACAGUAAUAGCGGAAUGAACAAUAACCACAGUGGAAGCGGCAGCCACCCCUUUAAUAAUAACUCGUAUAAUCAACACUCCCCCUUCAGUAACAACCACCCGUACAAUAAUAACAACAGUCAACACGGCAUGGGGAACAACAGCGGCUUCUCCAGCACCCCCUUUAACAACAACAGUAACAUGUAUGGAAAUAGCGGCUAUAACAACAAUGGAGGAGGAGGCAGCCCCUACGGAAACAACUCCGGCGGAAUGAACCCAUUCAACAGCAACAGCAACAACAACAGCAGCGGCAAGUUUAACAACAACUACGGGCAUAAGAAGUUUGACGAUCAGAGGUUCCAGAGGUCCAAUUUUCAGGGCGCCGACGAGAAUGUAGAGGGUUGGUAA